AACGGGAUUUCCCCUAUGUACUUGAGAAAAAAAAAGAGGAAAGAAGGACUCUCUUAUUUACCAGUCAGACCGGUGUGUUGCGUCAGUGAGGCGGUCGCGGUGGUCGUGGCAACAUCACACGGAACUUCACACCAACCUCCUCUACUCGCCUUAUCUCUCCGUCCUCCCAGGUCACCUAUACGUACAACAUUGCAAAGUCUCACCUGCACCAUGAGAACUUUCCUGCCUUUCUCGGUGUUGCUCCUGCUGGUGGUGGGCCUCUCCAUGAUCCAACAGUCACAAGGAAACCGUCCAAACUUUUCAAGAGAUCGUCCAGGAAAUCUCAACACGGUUCAGUUUGCAGGUGGAAGACCCGCCCCGAGACCCAGCACGGGUGCGCUCUCCGGGUUUGGCAGAGGCCCACCACCUCCCAUUUUCUUCGGUCCUCGCCCCCGUCCGCGUUGGCCGUGGGGUUAAUUGCGAGGAAAGACGACAAAGAGAGCAGUUUGACACCACGAAGUCGAGAUGGAAAAGCCCAAUUGACACCAGAAGUAACAUAGGGUAGAUGAAAACAAUACUACCGUGGUCAUGUGCGUGUAUAUGUACAUAUGUAUGCGAAAAGAUACUGUGAUCUAUUGUUAAGGUAAAAGGUUGAAAACUAUCCUAUUCGUGUGUGAUCUCACCUCACCUCAAUAAAUCCAUGUUAAGCA
Messenger RNA from Portunus trituberculatus (swimming crab), 689 nucleotides. RefSeq lists its product as uncharacterized. The transcript has 4 exons. The record is from RefSeq and is a predicted model, not a curated record. The coding region runs from base 16 to 456 and encodes 146 amino acids. Lineage: Eukaryota; Metazoa; Arthropoda; Malacostraca; Decapoda; Portunidae.